Trichomonas vaginalis G3 is the source of this 969-nucleotide messenger RNA. RefSeq names its product protein kinase protein. The record is from RefSeq and is a predicted model, not a curated record. Gene Ontology annotation, biological process: protein phosphorylation; signal transduction. Bases 1 to 969 code for a protein of 322 amino acids. Gene Ontology annotation, molecular function: ATP binding; protein serine/threonine kinase activity. Gene Ontology annotation, cellular component: cytoplasm. The transcript has a single exon. NCBI's taxonomy places the organism in Eukaryota, Parabasalia, Trichomonadida, Trichomonadidae.
AUGAAGCCUAAGACAAUUACCCAACGUCCCAUUAACAGAUCUCAAUACAUCACGCAGCCAGAAAAUACUGACAAAUAUAGGGUAAUUGAAAAAAUUGGCUCUGGAACUUUCGGAAACAUCUACGCUAUCGAAUAUUAUGAUAGAAGAAGACUGGCAUUGAAAAAAGUUUUACAGGAUCCAAAAUACAAAAACAGAGAACUCACUAUGAUUCAAGCACUUAGACAUCCAAAUUGCCUUAAACUUCAUCAAUACGAGCUUAAACGUGAAGGUGACCAAGAAUUUUUAUAUAUUUUCACAGAUUUACUCCCAACAGAUUUGCAUAAAUAUCUACGAAAGAACAAAAUCACAACAUCUCUUGCCAAAAUAUUUGGAUAUCAAUUAUUCAAUGGACUCGACUAUUUACACAAAAUAAAUAUAACACAUCGCGAUAUAAAAUCAUCAAAUAUCCUUGUAGACCCAGAUACAGGAAUUUUGAAAAUUUGCGAUUUUGGUUCUGCCAAAGAACUUAAAAUAAACGAAGCAAGUGUUUCAUACAUUUCUACCAGAUCAUAUCGCGCCCCUGAGUUACUAUACGAAUCUCAAUUUUACACAUCUAAAAUUGAUGUUUGGGCUGCAGGAUGCGUCUUAUCAGAGAUGUUUAAAGGAGGAGAUGAGAUAUUCCAUGCAGAUUCAAAUCAAAGCCUCAAACAGAUUAUUCUUAAUUUCAUUGGUACUCCUACGAUAAGUGAUUUUCAUGAUAUGAAUCUUCAGCUUCAACCACAGUUUUAUCAUCCAGGAAUAGGUAUAGAGCAUGCAUUUAACGAGCCUCUUGAUCCAUUGCUCUUGGAUCUUCUCAAGAAAAUAUUUGUAUACUCACCUGUUCUUAGAUAUACUGCUGAACAGGCAAAAUAUCAUCCAUUCUUUGCUGAAGUUAGGAAUGGUACAGCACGAUUGCCUAAUGGAGCUCUCUUCAGAAUGCCAAUAGAAUAA